Molecule: messenger RNA, 4121 nt
Organism: Oryzias melastigma (Indian medaka)
Lineage: Eukaryota; Metazoa; Chordata; Actinopteri; Beloniformes; Adrianichthyidae
Gene: rnf139
Product: ring finger protein 139
Exons: 6
Coding region: 357-2465 (702 amino acids)
Biological process (GO): ERAD pathway
Cellular component (GO): endoplasmic reticulum; endomembrane system
Molecular function (GO): ubiquitin protein ligase activity; zinc ion binding
Source: RefSeq, a predicted model, not a curated record
ACGUACGUACGGUGUUACGUCACGUCGCUCGAAUCACAACUUGUGUGAUCUUCGCCGAAGAAAACGGCCAUUACAAGUGUAAAGAAGAAUCUUUUUUGCCGUCAGUGGGGUCAACAGGACACCUCGAAGUUUGAUUUGCGUCGCGAUCAGGCCGGAUGGGAGCAGAAGCUCCUUAUUUUUCACCAACACAGGAAGCAACAGGAGGUUGAACACCGGGACGGAUAUGAGGGGCCGCGGAGGAUCGCGCCCCAGCUAGAUAAACAAACGACAGGACGAGAAGAAGGACGUAAACACAUUUUGAUGUUACAUGGAUAGCUGGGGCUAACCAGGACCGUAAACCCCUCUACGGAAGUCGCAUGGCGUCCACUCAAGCCCGGCUAGGCCAGCAGGCCUUAGCGGUGCUAGAUGUGGCUCUACGAGUUCCCUGUAUUUUUAUUAUCGACUCGAUUUUUAACUCGUACAGCGACCCUGGACUGGGAUGGCCCGGCACGAUGGGGAAAGUGUUCAUCAGAGUUAUGGGUGUCCUCAUCUCCACCGUGGUUCUACUUCUUUCCCAGAAAGCCCUCUUCAAGUUUUAUACCCUCUUCUUUGCCGUCGUCCUCGGCGUGGCGGCGGUCCUCAUAAACUACCACGUCACCUCCCACAUAGACUUCUACAACACGUACUACAAAACGGCCCUGGGGUUCAGACUGUUGCCAAAGAACGGGCCGACGCUCUGGAUGGGCAUGGCGGCGGUGCAGCUUUUGUUCAGUGUCGGCUACGUGUUCCUGCUCAACCUGCAGUCCGUGUUUGCUGCCUUGGUCGUGUUGGACAUCAUGAUUCCCCUGUGGGCCAUGAUGCUGGAGCUGCCCACAGACGUCAGGCAGCUUGUGGCCGUGUUCUCCGGCCUGGUGCUGGCUCUCAACACGGCUGUCUGUCUGGCCAUGAGGCUCAAGUGGUUCUACUACUCGUGUCGGUACGUCUACCUCCUGGUACGACACAUGUACAGGAUUUACGGACUCCAACUGCUGCUAGAGGACACGUGGAAAAGGAUUCGCUUCCCCGAUGUGCUCCGGGUGUUCUGGCUGACGCGGAUCACUACUCAGGCGCUGAUUCUGGUUUAUGUGGUGCGAGCGGUAAGGAAAGAAAGUGGAGACGCCACCGGGGGAGCAGCAGACGGCAGCUCUGAUUCACAGGGUUACCUGCUGAGUUGGGAUGUUUUCUGGGAUCUGACCAGCAACCUGAUCAUCUCUGGUUGUGAUUCCACUCUCACCGUGUUGGGGAUGAGCGCCGUCAUCUCCUCUGUGGCGCAUUACCUCGGCCUCAGCAUCCUGGCUUUUAUAGGUUCGACUGAGGAGGAGGAUAAGCGUUUAGGCUUUGUGGCUCCUGUGCUGUUCUUCAUCCUGGCCCUGCAGACGGGCCUCAGCAGCCUGGAUCCAGAGGAGCGUUUGGUGCGGCUGAGCCGGAACAUGUGCCUUCUGCUGACGGCCAUUCUGCACUUUAUCCACGGCAUGACCGACCCCGUCCUGAUGUCGCUCAGCGCCUCCCACGUCUCCUCCUUUCGCCGCCAUUUCCCCGUCCUGCUGGUGUCGCUGGCGCUCUUCGUGCUCCCCGUGGCGCUCAGCUACGCCCUCUGGCACAACUACGUCCUCAACACUUGGCUCUUCGCUGUCACUGCCUUCUGUGUGGAGCUCUGCCUCAAGGUGGUGGUGUCCCUGACGGUUUAUGGCCUCUUCAUGGCUGAUGGGUUCUCCAACGUCCUGUGGGAAAAGCUGGACGACUACGUCUAUUAUGUACGCUCCACUGGCAACAUCAUCGAGUUCCUGUUCGGCGUCAUCAUGUUCGGGAACGGCGCCUACACCAUGAUGUUCGAGUCGGGCAGCAAGAUCCGCGCCUGCAUGAUGUGCCUGCACGCCUACUUCAACAUCUACCUGCAGGCCAAGAACGGCUGGAAGACCUUCAUCAACCGCCGCACCGCCGUCAAGAAGAUCAACUCGCUGCCGGAGCUGCGCGGUGAUCAGCUGUGGGACAUCGAGGACGUGUGCGCCAUCUGCUACCAAGAGUUCGUGAGCUCGGCUCGCAUCACGCCGUGCCACCACUACUUCCACGCACUGUGCCUGAGGAAGUGGCUCUACAUCCAGGACACGUGCCCCAUGUGCCACCAGAGGGUUUACGUCGAGGACGAGGGGCGGGACCGAGCUGCCUUUUCCAACAACAACGGGGGCUACGCAGCGCCGCAGGACGCCGCCGCCGCAGUCCCACCCGCAGCUGGAGCUAACCAGCAAGAACAGCCCGUGGCCGAGCUGCUGGCCAACGGGGCGGCAGCCGGGAUCCACGCCGCCAGAGGAGCAGAGCAGCUGGACAACGAGCUGCUGGAGGACAACGACAGCAUAGAGUACGACGAAGAGGAGUGGGGGACUCAGAACGGACGGAUCCCAAUAGAAGAGGACUAUAUCAACGAUGACACAGACUCCACGGAGGAGUGACAAAAAACAAACACACAAAUGUAUAUCUUUAUUAAAAUUAAGUUAAAAUAAUAUUAAAACUACUUUAGCAUCUUAAUUUGUUCUGCAGAAAUGUCAGGGAUCUCAUUUUUUCUCUAUUUUUUUUUUUUUAUUUGGAGGUUUACUCUAUAAAGGGCUUAAGGAAAGAGUAAAAGCUGCUCAUUCUGUGCGUGUGUGUGUGUGUGUGUGGCGCCUGCAUGACCAAAAAUUUAUAGAUUUUUUUUUCAUAAUUUACAAAAAUUACUUAAGAUUAUCAAAAAAUAAUAAUAUUUAUGCUAUUUUGGUUAAAUUCUCAUCCCAUUGAAUCUGAAACUCACUAAACACUUAAAAUAUCAGUGUUUUGAAGCUGUUUUCUUUUUAAAUAUGGGAAGAAUAAAGGGUUUGUUUUUGCUUACAGCCCUACAAAUGUGUGUGUGCGCGCAUGUGUGUGUAAAAUGUAAUGUGCUCGGGCAGCAUCUUAAAGAUGCAGUUCAGGUUCCCUGUUGUCUUAGAGGGAAAAUGCUGGAGAGUUUAAAAGGCACAACUGUUGAGCAACUAAACAAAUGCAAACUUUCAGUUUUUUUAGGUUACUUUGCCAAAAAACAAGAUCUUCUUCUUUUGUCCUCACCUGGAAUGUUGUCGGCUAACAGAUGACACUCGGGAGGGGGAUCUUUUGACAUUUCCAGCAUUUUUGCCCUUAAAAUGUUGAUUAUUUAUAACCUUGUCCAGACAGAAGCUGUUUUCUAUUGACUCAACUGAAGAAAACCAGUGUUUUAAAGAGUAACUUUCUGCUGUAAUCACUGAAAUACCUCGGUUAGUUUUACUACUGGUCUGCGACCUUGCUUAACAUCUUGUGUACGUUAUUGUACAUGCAGCAAAAUGAAUAUGUGCAAUUUUUUUUUCUCUUCAGAUUGGAUGCUUUGGAGAAUGAAAAUCUGAUUUAUUAUUAUUUUUCUCCACUGAAAGUAUUUUGACUUUAGAUUCAGAAAAGUUAGCUUGAGAAAUACAAACCAGCUGCCCAAACACAUUAAUUUUUAAUUAAUUGAAUCGAUAAAUUGAACUUCACCAGCUAUUCUUGUAUUACUCAGUAAGUAAAGUGUUGAUUAUUUUACAUGUCAGAUUACUGGCAGUUUUUGUCUCAGGGGCCUGCAGCAUGAAUACAAGAAUAGUUUAAAUGAAAAACAGGUGAAAUUAUAUUUAUUUGCAAAAAUAUCUUGAUUUAUUUGUAUUUUUGAGCUUAGGAUUUAAUUAAUUAUCUAUUAAUUCAAACUACUGAGUCAAAUCAAAGCCCUUUGAUUUAGAAGUGAUGCUUUUGCCUGCUGGGAAAAUAAGAACACUAGCAACUGCAGAGAUCAACAUGGUGGAUUUUUAUUUUGGGGGGUUUAGCACAACUAUUGAUUAUUAUUUCAACAUUUCCCACCAUUAAACGAUUCAAGGGGUUUCUCAUAAUUUAAUUGCUGUUAUUUUUAUUUUUUAUUUUUUGCAGAAAUCUGAAAGUGUCUUAGUUAAAUUUAUUUGGAAAGCUGUGCUUUUUGACAUGUUUCAGCUAUGAAGGACAUUUAUGUUUAGUUUGAUCUGAAAGACUUUUUAAGUUUAAGAGCUACUUCAUUUGCCUUUUGUUUUAAAAAGAGAUUUAUGUAAAUAAAAUCAUAUUUGAUA